AGUUUCCAAUAUUGUUUAUUCAUAAUUAUUUUCCAUUUUAAAACUGUCAAGGUGACAAGUUGUUAUAUACAUGUACGUUAAAUGAUUUGUGCCAAAGUGGAAAAUACGCAAAAAAAAAAAGGAAAAAAUGAAUACGAACGUACGGAAGAAGAGAAGUGAAUCGCACAUAUUAAAUACUAUUUAAACCAAGGAUAAGGAUGUAACAUAUACUAGAAACAAAUGUGAAAAGAAGAAAGAGUAUAUUUUAAUAGGAUACAACUUUGUGGACCCAACUAAUACGCGAAUGUAUACAAGAAAGCAUAGCGAUUUGUAUUGGAAACAUCAUAUAAAAUUAAUAAAGGAAGCACGUAACAACCCUGUAACAUUCCAAUAACAAAGUAGUACUUUUCACGUUUGUUUUAACAACAACGUAUACACAGAAAUAUACAUAAACAUUUAUAAUAUUUACACUCAUAUUGUGAUAGUUGGUAUCAUUCUAUACAUCAUGAUCGUGUAACCUUUGCACCUUAAAUCAACAAAAUCAUUAUUUUAAAAAGUUAUGUAAAUACAUUACCAUUCUAUAGGAUAUUGACAAGAGAUAACAUAAGACUCGGAUAUAAUCAAACAUGAUCUGAGGAUGUUUAAAGUGUGGUUAUUGAAAUGUCAAGAAUAAUUGUACAAGAAAGCGUCAAGAUAUUGAUAUUUGGAUGAUUACUCUGUCGAUCUUGCGUUUUAUUAUGAAAAUUGACUGAUUUAAUAUUUGGAAAAUAGUUAUGAAUUUACCUGACAGUGAGAUCAAAGUAUAUAAUGUGAAAGUAUAAUGAUUGCAAUGAUAGUGCAAUAGAAAGUAUAUAUAUUAAAAUAAGAUGCACCUACAGUAUAUGUAUUUAAGUUUCUAAUCUACAUCGUAUCUCGUGGAAAGGCUACUUGAAAGUCAACAGAUUUGACAUAUUUAAUCUGUGUAGUUUCCAAAGCAGUAUUCUAUAAAGCGAAAAGCAGUUAUAAUAAAUAAACAUUAUCUUUUAUAAAUACCAUGUCUAUCCAUUGGGGUAUAGCAGGUGCUGGCAAAAUAUCACAUGAUUUUGUAACAGCUUUACGAUCGUUACCAAAAUCUGAACAUGUAGUUGUUGCAGUAGCAGCUCGUGAAUUGUCAAGGGCUCAGAAUUUUUCUAGCUUGCAUAACAUUGAAAAGGCUUUUGAUAAUUAUACAAAACUAGCAGAGGAUAACGAUAUUGAUGUCGUAUAUAUUGGAACGUUACAUCCCCAACACUUUGAUAUUGCAAAAUUAAUGUUGCAUCAUGGAAAACAUGUUUUAUGCGAAAAACCUUUAACUAUGAAUUUAAGGCAAACAACAGAGUUGAUAAAUUUAGCAAAGGAGAAAAAGUUAUUUUUAAUGGAAGGAAUUUGGAGUAGAUGUUUUCCUAUAUAUGAAAUUCUUAAGAAAGAGAUUGAAUCUGGAAGUAUUGGACAAAUUCAUCAAGUUCUUGUAUCUUUUGGAUUUAAAAUGCCGGAUGUUGAACGAUUGAACAUAAAAAGUCUAGGAGGAGGUACUGUAUUGGACUUGGGUGUAUAUGUAAUACAGUUUGCUUGUUUAAUAUUUAAUAAUGAAAUGCCUCGUACUGUGCAAGCUGCUGGAUGCUUAAAUGAGGAGGGAGUUGAUCAAUCUGUAUCUGCCACCUUUCUUUACAACGGAAAUCGUACUGCAACCAUUAUUACUCAUUCUCUAGUUGAUUUACAAAAUGAAGCCUACAUUAUUGGUACAAAAGGAAUGAUAAAAGUGCCAAACUUUUGGUGUCCUACAACUAUAGAGCUACCAAGUGGUAAAAUAAAUGUAUCACUUCCUGAAACUAAAAGCAAGUUCAAUUUUAUUAACAGUGUUGGAUUAUCUUACGAAGCCACUGAAGUUCGUAAUUGCAUUUUAGCAGGUGUGACCGAAAGCUCCAAAGUACCACACAAUGUUUCUUUAUUAAUUGCACAAUUAGAAGAUGAAAUUCGAAGGCAAGUUGGAGUUACAUAUCCUGAGGAUUAAACUAAUUAUAUCACAUGCAAAAUAAUUCCAGCUUGAUUAAGUAUACUCAAUAAUACAUAAUCAUAUUAAUAUUUUAUAUUCAAACUUGAAAAAUGUUUUCUUAUAAUAUAUAUCUAUAUAAAAUAUAUCUAUAUAAAAUAAAUUUUCUGUAUUAAAAAUUGAUAAAGAAUUUAUGCAUCAU
Messenger RNA from Frieseomelitta varia, 2189 nucleotides. Its product is annotated as trans-1,2-dihydrobenzene-1,2-diol dehydrogenase-like. Gene Ontology annotation, molecular function: nucleotide binding. The coding region runs from base 1013 to 2008 and encodes 331 amino acids. The record is from RefSeq and is a predicted model, not a curated record. Lineage: Eukaryota; Metazoa; Arthropoda; Insecta; Hymenoptera; Apidae. The transcript has 9 exons.